This is a messenger RNA of Asterias rubens (European starfish), 4049 nucleotides long. RefSeq lists its product as uncharacterized. Bases 1009 to 3993 code for a protein of 994 amino acids. Lineage: Eukaryota; Metazoa; Echinodermata; Asteroidea; Forcipulatida; Asteriidae. The record is from RefSeq and is a predicted model, not a curated record. The transcript has a single exon.
UCAGGCAAACCCGGGCAGCUGAUUGUGAUAGAACGGGAGAAGAAACAUCUUGUGAUAAAAAAUUCCUUCGCCUUUUUCUUUGACGUUGUUGCAUCCGUUCCUCGAAGGAGCGAUCUAGUAACGGACAAGAGGAUGCAGGGAACAAGAGGCAGUGAGUAUCAGCGUGUUCCCCUCCAACGCAGUCAGGAUCAACAUCUUCAUCGACCCGUAGACCGCCCGUGGUCCGGUAUUUUGGCAGGUCAAAGAGGGGAACAGUGACUGUUCAGUCGCUAAUCUUUUCAUGAUACGUAGACAUGUAAACUUGGUGUUGGAAAGUAAACACGUGGGCUCCGUUAUCGUAAAGGGAGUAUUUAUCUGUGGACUGUAUUAUAAAGGAGCAGCAGUGAACGCGUGUUAACGCUAGGGACGGGGAGCCGCCGUGAUAUAACACAUUCACAACGGAUGAAUGCACAUUGUACAAUGAUCGUUCCGACUGGUGGAGCGUGAGUUCGUCCACAUGUCCCUAAAAUCACUGAUUUUGUGAAACUUUUUUACAACAGUUCGUCUUUUUUAUUUCGUCCUCUGGAUGUGAUUAUUAUUGUGUUUCGUUUGGGUUAAUCAUUGUGGAUACUUUGUUUAUGAGUUCAGCACUUGUGUUUUUGUGGACUCCGUGGUGAAUUUCGCAGCGGCCCUUCCGGUAAACUUCAACGGAUGUGUUACAUGUUUUCGCACAAAACAACUUUACAAUGUUGAUGGCACUCGAACUGAGUGCAGCAUUCGUAACAUAACAUUGGACGAUUAGGUGGGAUUUACAGCACCCCGGCUCGUCGAUCGGUACAACUUCAUCAGGACAUGGUCAGCUCCUAAAGAAGGACAUCGUGAGGGGGAUUUACUUUGUAAUAUCCAGUAAAUCCUCACCAGGGCACGGACUAUCUUGUAUCAAUUCUUUAGCAUUUUUUUAACAGACGUCGUCAGUCUGCUAAAGGUAAACACUUUAUUCUGUCAUGACAGUUCGAGUUCGUGUAUGGCAUGGCACACUCUUCGGCUAGAGGCAAGGGGGGAUUUCGCACCGGGACCGGGGACAUCGUUCAGCACAAAAUCGCCCAGCUGACCGAAAUAUCCGACAGUGAUCAUCGUGGCGGCCAUAACUCAGGCGAGAACGAUCUCAACCAGUAUCGAAAAUUUAAUAAGGAAUUGGGCACCCGAUCCAGUUCUGCUACUACCCGUGCUGCUGGCAAUACACGUACGGGAAGUUGUGCUUCGACUGGCGACGAACUUAGCCGUGGAUGGAGCUCAGGCAAUCAUGACAAUACUAGUAGUCGAGAUCGUCAAGCUGCAAUUGAGUCGCACUACGAUGAGCCGUCAUUAGCAUUAUCCAAUAAGCAGCACAACGUGCAUGAGGAACACAGUAAGGACAAGGAACAUGCUUGGAAUAUCAUCGGUGCUAACAGCCGCCAGACCCAGGCAGCCGGCGGCGGGUCUAAAUACAGUAAUAGGAUUUUAGCAGGGGAUUUGACUCGACGGGGGAACGUCGUGAACGAGGACAUAUCAUACAGGCACGGUGGUGACUCUAGUCUUGGAUCAACACAGUCCGUCUCGUAUGGCAGCACAACAGCAGCGCUACCCUCGUCUAGUGUUCAACAACACCGCCGUGAUAUAAGAAACAACUCUUCGUCAACAGUAGGGGAGAGAGCAUCUUCAUUUCGUGGAGGACAAUCGCCAGUGAAUAUUCAACCCGGAAGGAGGGUCAGGGCAUGUAUGCAACACGAACAAAGCCCUUCUUACAACAACCAAGGUAAUGCACAUUCUUCUACUAAAGUCAGUAGUACCUCACCGCCAAUAACUAGUCCCAAAUCACCAGAUUCAGGGACCACCGCGACAUACCCUGAUUCUGGAAUCACUUCACCAAGUCCAACCAGGCAGAUAUUCAAGCCCUUGGCUGUAAAGAGAUUAACCAAAACCUCUAAGAAAAGCCUUACUUCUUUUGAUGAUCUCCAGAGUCCAGUAAGUUCUCCUUACUCCAGUCGUCGGUCAAGCAUUUCAAGUGUUGGUACAAUUGACCAAAGUGAGGGGUCAAGUGUUGCCGAGAAUAGGGCUAGACUUGUUUCGGCAUUUGUUUUGAGCACUCAAAAUACUGCUGCAUCAAGAUACAGAGACUUGAGUAGUGUACAAACAUUGAAUCAAAGUAGUCCAACCAGGGUGGAUAAUGUUCGUCGCAGUAUGGCUAGGAAUCAAGAUUCUCCAACUUCGGACCCUACCUCGCCACAGCUGUGUGAGUCGGGUGGAACCAAAUUUCCGCUUCGCAUGGAUUUCAAUAGUUUAAAAAUCGGGAGUGUGGAUAAUCUGCGGUCACCGUCGCGAUCUGUCACACCAAAGAGAACAAAGCCUGACCAUGGUAUUGCAAGUGCAAGUGCUCCAACGUCGCCCGUCAGGACUCUGCAAAAGUUAACCUUCAAAAUGCGAGAUAUCAGGCAGGAAUUCACAGACAUUCCACCAUCGGAUUUAAUGCGACCUAUGUCACCAAGCACUGUUUCAGAGCCAGGUGAAGAUGAGGGAUGUGUAAGGGACUUUGACUGGCCGGGGACACAGUCCUUGCCGAGACCUAGAAGGAAAAACAGGAUGGUUAUUCCAGAGUUGCCAGAAGUCCUUAUGGCAAGGACCAAAGAAGUCCACGAUAGCAUGCAAUCUUCUCCAUCUCCAAUUGAUAAGUUUAAUUUAAAAGCUCCCCUGAAACCGCUCAAUGUGAGACGACAAAUAAACAACACACCCGUUUCUUCACCAAUCAUGGAUACCAUGGUGGAAGAGAGCAUUGAUGAGUCUGAGCCACCGAUCCCGAGCACGCGCAAGAAAGAAAGACGGAAAAAAAUGGCAGGCCUCGGUCAGUCUGUAUCUGAAGGUGGUGUUGGAAGUAAUGGAGAUAAUGGGCGUUCACGUAGUGACCCAACACAGGAUCGUAAAAGAGGAAGCUUGUCAGAGGAGAUUGAAAAUAAUUCGGUUGACUCUCAGUUCUUCGAGGCACUGCAGAUCGAGGGAGGCCAGAUUGUUCCUGCUUCCAGAGUUCUAGGAACUAACGUGGUUUCAGAGAGCAGUCAGUCCAUCUCAAGUACUGCUACCUCUAUCAGUGAUGCCACCGCAGAACAGCAGUUUAUUCACGUCCUGCGUGAGGUGACCCACCACCCGGAUGGAUUAAUCAACUCGUCGAACCUAGACUCUCAGGAGCGCAAUGGAAAAUUAAAAUCGAAAGCGAAAUCCAGAACCUGGCCGAAUGGAGAUAAGUCCCAGAAUGAACUUGAUCAGUACACGCAGGGCAUCCAAGUCUCUACUAGUACACCAACAGUUUCAGACAGACAGAAUGACUUGGAUGAUCUUCAAGGGGAUGGGCUUCAUGCCUCGCACGCCAAGUCGGAGAGCCUUCUCGUAUCCGGUGGAAAAGAACGAGUUAAUUUGCAGCUGGCAUUGGAAAGUCCCCACUCCCCCCAAAUGCAACGAAAAUGGAGCCAAGGCAGUGCUGGGAACAGCAAUGGGGAAUCGCUGAAGGAAGGUCUGAAACAGAAAUUACUACAGCACGGACAUCAACCAGAAAAGCAUCUGCGGACUUCCAGCGAACCAUCAUCCUCCACCUUGAGCCCAGUGGAUGAUUCCGCCGUGCCUUCUGCUUCCAAACCUGUUGUCACCAUUACGCGUUCACAUAGCAUGGGACCUGAUCAGCAUCAUCCUCUGGACCGUAAGAUGAGGAAGAAGCCCAUCAUACCCCCUCCUCAGCCUGGACAUUCUCUCAGGCCAGUCAUGCAAGCCCACAUGUCAGAGUCCACUCCUAACUUGGCAGUCGAGCCGCACAAGUCGAGAGUUACGGAUGCCCUGGUAUCGCCGACGAUCGUAAAGUCUAACCGGAUAUUGGGUGCCAAGGGUGGAUCUUCAACACUUCCUCGAUCAGCUAAGGACAAGUCCGGAGGGGAGCUGUCACCAGGAACACGAAGAAAACUCAAGCAGCAGGUAAGUUCUGAACUCUUUUAAAUCUCUUGACAUUUAAAACAUUUUAAAAUGCUUUAUUUGUAGGAUGAAGGGAUCAA